AUGGCCGUGCAGGCGCGCCACCUCUCACACUCCCGCGCCUUCAGCUUCAGAGCUAUGGAGGAUGCGGCGGUGGCCGGCACGGUGCUCAUGGACGACUACGGAGGGUGCGCGCCGGCGGUGGCGCCAGGGAUCGGGGGCACAACGACGGUGCUCAGCGACUUCCCGCGCGGCGACCUGGCGUGCGAUCACGCUUUCGAGCCGAGUAAGAGGCCGCGCGUUGUGGCGGGGCGGUUCUCGGAGGAUCAGAGCGUGGUGGUAAUGCGCCCGCCGGCGGCGCAGGUGGGCGACUUUCAGGGCAGAGUGCUGGGCUCCGGCGCGGCGUCCAGCAGCGGUAGGUGGGACAAUGGCGCGAGCGUUUCGCAGUCGCAGUUGCAGGGCCUCCUCCUGUCGAGGCUGUACCACCAGGACGUGGAGAUCGACGCGCUCGUAAGACUCGAGAGCAAGAGGAUCCGAGCGGGGCUGGAGGAGGCGCGGCGGAGGCACGCGCGGGAGCUGCUGGCCGCCGUGGAGCGCGCCGCGUCGGGGCGGGCGCGCGCCGCGGAGGCCGAGCUGGAGCUGGCGCUCCGCCGCAACGCGGAGCUGGAGGAGAAGGCCCGGCAGACGGGCGCCGAGUGCCAGGCGUGGAUGGGCGUCGCCAGGAGCCACGAGGCCGUCGCCGCCGGCCUCCGCGCCACCCUCGACCAGCUGCUGCUACAGUCGCCCUGCGCCUGCGCGGCGGCCGUCUCCGUUAACGAGGGUGCGGGUGCGGCGGAGGACGCGCAGUCGUGCUGCUUUGAGGCGCCCGCCGCCGACGCCGACGCCGCGUCCAACGAGGCCGCCGCAGCGUCGUCGUCUUGCAGAUGCAAGGCGUGCGGCGGCGGCGACGCGUGCGUGCUACUGCUCUCGUGCCGGCACCUCUGCCUGUGCCGCUCGUGCGAGGCCGCCGUGGACGCGUGCCCCGUCUGCUCCGCCGCCAAGAACGCCUCGCUCCAUGUCCUGCUCUGCUGA
Molecule: messenger RNA, 987 nt
Organism: Miscanthus lutarioriparius
Lineage: Eukaryota; Viridiplantae; Streptophyta; Magnoliopsida; Poales; Poaceae
Source: the annotation of a GenBank genome assembly